CUGCAGGGCGACGUGUUUCAAGAUGCACCCAGAGGCCCCGGAGCUUGCGGAACAGGAGUGCGUGGGCGAGCCCGGUGUGGAGGCGUCUGCGGGGGACCACGGGAGCUCAGGCCUCAGGGCCCGCAAGGAAGACAUUAAUGAGCUCAAAGACACAUGUGUGGACCCUUCCGACACAUCCUGCCUCAGGGAACAGAAACCGAGUGGUGAUGGCCGGUCAGACAGUUGCCUGGCAGCACCCACAGGCCGAAAUGACCGGGAUGACAGCGGUACCAGAAUGACCAAAAGCCUCCUGCAGAAGCUCUGCAAGCAGCACAAGCUGUACAUCACCCCGGCCCUGAAUGACACGCUGUAUUUACACUUCAAAGGCUUCGACCGCAUCGAGAACCUGGAGGAGUACACGGGGCUGCGCUGCCUCUGGCUGGAGUGUAACGGGAUACAGCGGAUCGAGAACCUGAGCGCCCAGACGGAGCUGCGGUGCCUCUACCUGCAGGUGAACCUCAUCCACAAGAUCGAAAACCUGGAGCCCCUGCAAAAGCUGGAUGCCCUGAACCUCAGCAACAACUACAUCAAGACCAUAGAAAAUCUUGCCUGCCUUCCGGUCCUGAACACCCUCCAGAUAGCCCACAACCGCUUAGAGAGCGUGGAUGAUGUCCAGCACCUGCGAGGAUGCGCCCAGCUGUGUGUUCUAGACCUCUCCCACAACCUCCUGCGGGACCCGGAGAUCCUGGCUGUCCUCGAGAGCAUGCCCAAUCUGCGAGUGCUGAACUUGAUGGGAAAUCCAGUUGUCAAGCAAAUCCCCAACUAUCGGAGGACCUUGACUGUCCGCCUGAAACAGCUGACCUACCUGGACGACAGGCCCGUGUUCCCCAAAGACAGAGCCUGUGCGGAGGCCUGGGCUCGGGGUGGGUUUGCGGCUGAGAAGGAGGAGCGAGAGCUGUGGGAGAGCCAGGAGCGGCGGAAGAUCACGGACAGCCUGGAAGCGCUGGCCAGGAUCAAGCGGCGGGCGGAGGCCAGGAGAAGACAGUGGGGCAGUGGCCCCGAGGCAGGUGUGUGCACCAUCCCAGGGGGACUCGAGCUCCUGGGGGGGCCGGCCAUUGAGGAAGAGGGGACAGAGGAAGCACUGGGUGUGGACCCAGGCACUCGGCAGAAGAUGGAGGUGUUCGUUAGGGAAAGCUUCGAGGCCAAGGAUGAGCUCUUCCCAGAAGAGUCCGGCCAAGACCAGGAGCUGCCUGCCGGGGAGCAGGACCCAGAGACAGAGGAUCAGGAGGCAGCAGAGGUGCUCCCCACUGUGGCACAGAGCCCUCCAGGUCUGGGGACUGCCCAAGAAGAGCUGCCUCCCCACACUGUGGCUGCCACCAGUAAUGGGGUGGAAGAGAGAGAGAGGCUGGUGGCACAGGAGCGGCUCUUCAUCAACGACCUACCUGACUUGGAAGACGUGGAUGCCAGCGAGCUCCUCGGCCACCAGGAGGACCAGACCUGCCCUCCCAGGAUUGAAGCUGUCUCCAGCUGCUUGGAGGACGACAGUGACUCGGAUGCGGACUCCGUGUCACUCCCUGGGCGGGAGAACGGGUCCAGAGAAGCCCUUUCCAGUAUAUUCGCCAUUCCUAAAGGCCCCCCAAAGCAGGCUGAGGCCCCCUUUGCAGCCAUCGUUAAAAUGGGCACAGAACAGAGCUUGGAAGUCCAAAGAGGAGACAAGGAAUCUCCAGGCCCUCCGUCCCUCGGUCCCCUGAUCCAAGAGCUUGGGGACCUGCCUUCAGACCAGCUGCUGGGGCCCCAGGCCUCCCACAACAGGGACAGCACCACGCCCUCUUCCUGCCCUCCAGAAAACGGUGCUGGCAAGGAGGCGGCACAGGCUGAGCCGGGCGAAGGGACCGACAGCGAGGACAUUGAGUUUGGGCUGGAUUGACCCCACCCUAUCCCAUAGGGGUCUCCUCCAUCCCUGCACUAGGAGGGACAGACUGCGAGCUGGCAGCAGGCCGGGGCCGGAACCC
Messenger RNA from Echinops telfairi (small Madagascar hedgehog), 1991 nucleotides. It is a transcript of the gene DNAAF1, whose product is annotated as dynein axonemal assembly factor 1. Lineage: Eukaryota; Metazoa; Chordata; Mammalia; Afrosoricida; Tenrecidae. Gene Ontology annotation, molecular function: protein binding; dynein complex binding. The record is from RefSeq and is a predicted model, not a curated record. Gene Ontology annotation, biological process: cilium assembly. The coding region runs from base 23 to 1906 and encodes 627 amino acids. The transcript is spliced from 12 exons. Gene Ontology annotation, cellular component: axoneme.